GCUAUACAUUGUACAUGACAUUUCAUACUCAUAGCCUCGGAGAAAUUUGUUUGUGUCUACGUCUUUGUAUCCUAGGAUCUAUCUUUUUCAAGACCCGCUACCCGCUCACUGCAAGUCUGCAUUGGAAGCCUGCACAUGUAGACAUAGCUAGACCUGGGUCCUAGCGGCUUACGAGCGGUUUUAUUUAGGCCUUUCUCGGGAGUCUUGGAUUUGAGUGCGCGAGCUACUUUUGCAUCACGAUCCGGGAUUUCAACGGCCUGCGUAUACUGCACUGCACUGUACUGCUUAUCUGAUUUUUAGUCUGAGGUGCAUGCAUUCAGCAUCCUGGAUUAGCAGACGUACAUGUAUACGUCAUGGAGGAGAUGGGAGAGAGAACACCGGCCGAUGGACAGGAGACGGCCAGCGAACCAAUGGAGUACUCCGUCCCACCUCAAAAGCUACAGCGAAGAGUCAGUCUUGCAGAUGCAACAACCCAUGGAGAGCUCGAGGACAGCUUUGAUGAUCGACCGAGAAGCGCACUAAGACGGCGCAAGAGUCGACCGCGUACAGCGAUGGGCGUUACGAUUGGAGAGCCAUUGACCGUACUUGCGGAGACAACCCCUGGACCGCAGUACGAUAUCAAGGAUGACUUGAUUCGACCAAAGUCAGCUGCUUACUCCAUCAAGUCGCCGUACAAGUUCCGAGCAAAUACACAUCCGGGACCAGAGAAAUACGACACGUCCGGUGACAUGAUGUUUAAGAAGCGCAGCGAGCGGCCAAAAUCAGUGGCACUGACAGCCAAGGGCACCACUGCUCCCUACCACCCACGGCAUGACUAUCACAUUCGAGACGACCCCGGACCGGGUCACUACCGACCCAGGUACACGGACACCGGGCGUCAUGCCCAGAAGUCCUCUUUUGGCAUUCGCCACAAGGAGGGGAUCCAUGCAGGCCUUGUCAACAGGACUAUACCACCGACCGACACUCAUGGGUUCAAAACUCCUGGUCCGGACUACUGGCCGGAUGACGAGGAGGGAACGGCGUACACUUUCGGCAUGGCUAAGAUCUAUGACUACACCAGCUAUGGCCAAGGGCCGUUCCAGGAAGAUAUUGGGCAUGGACGGAUCCUGUCUCCUGGGAGAGCAACUAGCCUGGCUGGCAAACUGGGAAAGUCUUCAGAAACAGAAACACCUGGACCUGCAGAAUACUAUGUUCCUGACCAGAUGGGAUCCGGCCUAGCAACAUCCCUUGCCAGCCGCCACAAGAAACUGGACAACUUCGUCGGACCAGCGCCUAAUGAGUACUCACCGAGGCGACUUAACAUUCCUCCCUCUCAUACAAUGACGUACCGGGAAUUCGAGCGGACCGAUGAAGCACCGACCCCAGCUCCAGUUGAGUUUGACACCAGCGGCUUCGACCGUUUCCCCUGCGCGCCAAGCUACAGGAACGCAGAGAGAUGCCGGCCAGUUUACCCUGACAUCCUGCAGUAUCCCGAUAUAGGCAAUGUCAUGGACAACCCUUCACCGAAUAAGCAUGGACGGAUACGUGACUUCUCCAUCAAUGACCAGCCAUCAUAUUCCAUGGCUUGGAGACACCGUCCAAGGAGAAACACAGUACCUGCACCAAAUGCCCAUGGAUACGAGCACACAACACCUGUACAGCCACACAGGGCCAGGGCAGCGCAGUACAGCAUGGGGAAAACCCUCCGCAUGCCCAGCAAUCGCCGUGGAUAUGCACCCAGAGGAACAAAUGAAGACGGUCCCGGACCGGAUGUCUAUGAAGUCAGCGACGACUACUUGAGGCCAGACCCCGUAUCAAAGAGCUUUGGUGCCAAACACAAACACCUCGAGAAUACAACACAACAGCGCAGUGUACCAGGACCCAAGUACAGCCUAGACAUAGGCACAACACGCACAGGCGCCAACAAGGGCAGGUCAGCCAGCUUCAAGGGCCGCCAGAGCAACUACAUGUUCCAGAUGCGAGAGCCACGUGCAGUCAGCGCCAUUGCAUAAGGCAGCAGCGUGCAUACACUGGCACAACACUCUCCUUUAUCCUUUAUUGAACCAACAUAUUAUACGUGUAGGAAUUCACAAACUCCGCAUAGACGGCUUGAUGCUCAAAGGAAGCAAUGCUUGUUCUACGAUCAUAGAUCACACCACUUUAGUGACUUUAAAACAAAACAUAGAAUUAAUUUAAUACUUUGAAGUAGAAUGCCACACUAGUACUAAGUUUCUUUCAGCUGUUAGUGACUACAAGUCAGUGGUUAGGUAGGAUGUUUGCUAAACUAUUUUUCCCAUUCA
This is a messenger RNA of Sycon ciliatum, 2279 nucleotides long. RefSeq lists its product as uncharacterized. The coding region runs from base 354 to 1991 and encodes 545 amino acids. Lineage: Eukaryota; Metazoa; Porifera; Calcarea; Leucosolenida; Sycettidae. The transcript has 15 exons. The record is from RefSeq and is a predicted model, not a curated record.